Molecule: messenger RNA, 993 nt
Organism: Eimeria necatrix
Lineage: Eukaryota; Apicomplexa; Conoidasida; Eucoccidiorida; Eimeriidae
Exons: 5
Coding region: 1-993 (330 amino acids)
Molecular function (GO): gamma-tubulin binding
Source: RefSeq, a predicted model, not a curated record
AUGCUCCAUUUCUCUCGCCAUUGGCUUCACUUCGCCCACCAGGAAGUCAUCAGGCCCAACUGGGUUCUUUUCUAUCAAUCUAUCCACAGAUGCCGCGACGUGGAUGAGUUUCUUGCACUAUUGUGGCAGUGUAUUCAGCAGCAGCACGAUGGACUGUUUCUCUACGAUGCAAAGGAAGCUGCAGCUGCAGCAGCAGCUGCUGCGUCCGGCAGCAGCAGCAGCAGCAUCAAUGUGCAGUUGCAUGGAUUAAUUCAGGAGAUGCACGAAACAUGCACAUCCAUGGCGUCCAGAGCGGAGUUUCGCUUUGCUGCAGUAGCAGAGCAGCAGCUUCGGGGGCCUGAUGACCAAGAAGCAGCAUCAGAAGCCAUUGGCGGCAGCAGCAGCAGCAGCAUGAUCGUGGUAGAGGAGCAAAGACAGGCGUUUCGGCGGCAGAUGCUUCAGUUGCUCCAGCUGCUGGACUCAAAACAGAGCGAAGUCCGAGCAGCAGCAGCUGCUGCUGCACAGGCUGCCAGCAGCAGCAGCAGCAGAAGCCGCAUGCAGCUCGACCACUGCCUUGCGAUCAGGUCUCUGCGCCUGCGUUUGGACUUCAACGAUUUCUAUGAGCACCAAAGGCAAAUGAGUUCAGUGUCUGCGCAGCAGCAAACGCCGGACAGAGCUGGUACUCGCUUUCCCUCGCUGCUGCUUCAGCAGCAGCUUGCAGCAGCCUGCAACAAUAGCAGCAGCAGCACCAGCAACCCGUACAUGCCAGAUAAGAGAGCGGACGCCUUAGGGAGCAUGUCUCAACGCAGCAGCGAUGAAGCUGUGCAUGCAGCUUCUGGGGGCCCUGUAUUCAUGACGAAGCUGCAGCAGCAGCUGCUGCUGCAGCAGCAGCAGCAGCAACAGCAACAGCAAUUCGCCGAAGAGCUGACUCGGCCGCCCACGGCCUGUGAAGCUUCAGGGCCCCCGUCGCCGCUGCCGCUGGGGCAGAGGGCAGGAGCAGCAAGUGCGCAGUAG